Annulohypoxylon maeteangense is the source of this 1144-nucleotide messenger RNA. RefSeq names its product Alpha/Beta hydrolase protein. The coding region runs from base 238 to 1014 and encodes 258 amino acids. Gene Ontology annotation, molecular function: hydrolase activity. The record is from RefSeq and is a predicted model, not a curated record. NCBI's taxonomy places the organism in Eukaryota, Fungi, Ascomycota, Sordariomycetes, Xylariales, Hypoxylaceae. The transcript is spliced from 4 exons.
CAACUUCCUCGUCUUUCAAAACGGACCUCUAUACACUCUACAUCAUUGGUAACUUCAAGGUUGCAUUCUACAGCUCUCACCUCGAGAUCCGACACUUACGCAACAAGUAUCAGAUCUUCAUAUAGUGCUCCCUCUUGUUGUUCUGUAACAAGGAACAUUGAGACUUCUAAAAGCAAACUCAUUGGAUUACAAUCAAUUGGAAAAGUUUCGCGAGUUCCUAUUCCUCAAGUAGCCAAAAUGUCUACAAUGCCAGCAUCUCACGGGCAUAAUGAAGCUUGCUGCAAUAUUCCACCGGUUGUGUCUGAUGGUUAUGUUGCGAAGGGCUCGUAUCAGGAGCUUGGAAACUACAAGACCUACGUCACUGGCCCGACUGAUGCUGAAAAGGGUAUCAUAGUUAUAUAUGACAUCUUCGGCUACUUUGACCAGACGCUCCAAGGAGCCGAUAUCUUGGCCACGGGCAAGAAGUCGCAACAGCACCAGGUCUUCAUUCCUGACUGGUUCAAGGGAAAGCCGUGCCCAAUUGAAUGGUUCCCUCCGGAUACUGAGGAGAAACAGAAGAAUGUGGGUGAAUUCUUUAGUGAUGCUGAGCACGCACCACACACAGUUGCCGCUAAGCUGCCUGAAUAUUUCAAGGCGGUACAGGCUGCGAACCCCUCAAUUAAAUCGUGGGGUAUCUUGGGAUACUGCUGGGGAGGCAAAGUCGCAUCGCUAAUAACAUCGGGCGACUCGAGCCUUUUCCAGAUCGCCGCCGCCGCUCACCCGGCAAUGGUUGAUCCAGCUGAAGCUGAUGGGAUCAAGGUACCUUUCAUUCUACUCGCAUCGGGUGAAGAGCCAGUCGAGACCAUUAAAGAAUUUGAGAGUAAACUUAAGGUCCCUAAGCACGUCGAGACCUUUGAUGACCAGGUUCACGGUUUUAUGGCGGCGCGUGCUGACCUAUCCAACCCAAGGGUCAAGGAGGAAUACACGCGGGGCUACCAGCUGAUACUUGACUUCUUCGGCAAGAACUGGUCGUGACUACCAGAUAGAACCGGAUACCUAGGAAGGAUUAGGUAUUUAUGGGGAAAAGCUAUGAUUUAAAAAGAACAAGAUUGCAUCUGGGAAUCAUGUAAAUAAAUAUUGUUACAGCCCUAUUAAUUGUAAGACG